This is a messenger RNA of Ilex paraguariensis (yerba mate), 799 nucleotides long. NCBI's taxonomy places the organism in Eukaryota, Viridiplantae, Streptophyta, Magnoliopsida, Aquifoliales, Aquifoliaceae. The record is from the annotation of a GenBank genome assembly.
GAGAAAACUCUUUAAGACCGAAAAAGAAAAUUGCACCUUGAGUUUCUGAUUUCCGAAAUUUCACUGGAGAAUGGAUGCAAAGGCUUUGGCGAAAUCGAAGAGAGCUCAUUCUCAGCAUCAUAGUAAGAAACAUAAUCCAUAUCAAGCAUUCAAAGCUCCUUCAGCUGGGACUAUCGGAGCGGCCUCGCCGUCCGGCAAGCAAGUUCGAGUCAAGUCCGACAGGUCUCAGGGUUCUAGCUUACUCCCCUCCAAUUGGGAUCGGUAUGAGGAAGAGUUUAACGAUUCAGGUUCUGAAAAUCUAUCCCAAGAUAACCUGAGUAAAGCAACUGAUGUUGUUUUGCCAAAGAGUAAAGGGGCAGAUUAUACUUACCUAAUUUCUGAGGCCAAGGCUCAGUCCCAAACACAGUCUUUGGACGGCUUUGCCUCCUUCGAUGAUUCUAUUAGUGAUUUCUAUCAGGGAGUGGGUUCUUUACUUUCUAUCAAAGGGCAGAGCCUAUUAUCAUGGAAUGCAGAUGAUAAUUUCAUAGGAGAGGAUAAAGCAACUUCAAGUCGUGAAUGGAAAUAUGAUUGUGGUCAAAAUGGUCACAUGCGAGGUUCCUAUGAGAGGAUUUUGGAAAUUGGAGAGGUUUUUGAAGUUGUGGAUUCAGAGGGUCGUAUUCGUUAUAUUUUAGCGUCGAAAUUGAUAAUUUGGUAUGAUGCUUGGGCAGCUGGCUACAAGCCAGGUGAUCCAUCAAAUGACCAACGGGAUACGUGGGGUAGAAUUUCACUUGACAAAUCCUGUAUCCAAUUUGGUUUCUGA